Molecule: messenger RNA, 1278 nt
Organism: Chanos chanos (milkfish)
Lineage: Eukaryota; Metazoa; Chordata; Actinopteri; Gonorynchiformes; Chanidae
Gene: fkbp3
Product: FKBP prolyl isomerase 3
Exons: 7
Coding region: 1-666 (221 amino acids)
Molecular function (GO): peptidyl-prolyl cis-trans isomerase activity
Source: RefSeq, a predicted model, not a curated record
AUGGCUGCGGAACCAACACGAGAGUGGAGCGAUGAGCAGCUCAAAAGUGAUGAGUUACCCAAAAAGGACAUCAUCAAAUUCAUUCAGGAUAAUGCAGCCCACUCGUUUCUCACUGAACACAAACUACUAGGAAACAUCAAGAAUGUGGCGAAAACAGCAAAGAAGGAGCAACUUGUCUUAGCCUAUAACCAGCUUUUUGAGAGCAAGAGGUUUAAAGGCACGGAAGUUGAGGAGGUGACAGAGAAGGUGACAGCUGUGAAAAUUGAAGAGAAACCCAAAGAAUCCAAAGAACCUGAACCUGUGGAUGAGGGCCCUCCUAAGUUUACAAAGACAGUGCUAAAGAAAGGAGACAAGGUCAACUUUCCAAAGAAGGGUGACACAGUGAGCUGCUGGUACACUGGGACUCUGGAAGAUGGAACAGUGUUUGACACAAACGUUGCAGCAUCUGCAAAGAAAAAGAAACAGGCGAAACCACUGAGCUUUAAGGUUGGAGUGGGCAAAGUUAUCAGAGGGUGGGACGAGGGUCUUAUGACGAUGAGUAAAGGUGAGACAGCCCGACUGGUCAUUGAGCCGGAAUGGGCCUAUGGCAAAAAAGGACUGCCAGAUUCAAAAAUUCCCCCUAAUGCGAGGCUCAUUUUUGAAGUGGAACUGGUCUCUAUUGAUUGAUGUUGAGGGAAUCCUGCCAGCAUGAAACAUUUUCAAACUGACUACAAUACAGAUGUCAUGGGAAGGUUCCCAAAUCAGUAUAUGCACAGUAUAGUCUGCGUUAUAAAACCAACUGUGAAAAAUUGUGCAAAUUGGAAAUAGAAAUUAAGCAGAUCAUUUUGCAACUAAAGACUGGAUUUAAAACACUGUAACAGCUUCACCACCAUAAUUGACCAGAUAUAGUAUUUUUGCAUGUUUGUUGUGUGUCAUAAUAAAAAAAAAAUCUGCUUUUCUCAUCUGCUUCAACUGCUCAGUUUGUCUUACUUUAUCGAAAUAUUUAAUAACACCCAGUGCAGCUUUAUCUCUUUGCUAGUGCUCACUGGCUUUGGACACCUGACAAACUUCACAGCAUCCAUCAGUUAUGCCAACUUUAAAAUGUAAAAUUAAAAUCUGAAAUUCAGUGUGUCAACCCUGAAUGCAUAGUCUGUUUCUUUCCACAGUUAAUUUCUGUCAUGUGAAUGUUGAAUUCAAAUGCAGAAUGCAAACUUCUGAUCCUCUAAUUAGACUAAACAAGACAAUUUCAUUGAAGAUGCUAAAAACGCCCUGGCUUAGGAUACGCAGACAGAAUUUGGA